Neltuma alba is the source of this 2060-nucleotide messenger RNA. RefSeq names its product zinc finger protein SHOOT GRAVITROPISM 5-like. Gene Ontology annotation, cellular component: nucleus. NCBI's taxonomy places the organism in Eukaryota, Viridiplantae, Streptophyta, Magnoliopsida, Fabales, Fabaceae. Gene Ontology annotation, molecular function: DNA-binding transcription factor activity. The transcript is spliced from 3 exons. The coding region runs from base 398 to 1645 and encodes 415 amino acids. The record is from RefSeq and is a predicted model, not a curated record.
UGUGUCUCUCUUUUUGAAAGUUUAUUAAGGAGAGACAACACCUUCUGAAGAUGAGAGUUGGAAUUGGAAGCAAGAGAAGAAGAGAGAGAUAGGGGGAGAGAGAGAGAGAGCCCCAUGGAAGAAAAAGCUGAAAGUUUAAAAGCAAGUUAAAAGAAAGCUGAGAGAGUAACCGAAAGAAAGAAAGCAAGAAAGCAAAGAUCUUUUUCCUUCUUCUUCCCUCCCCCCCGCCCCUCUCUCUCCUAUGCCUUCUAGCUGUCUUUUCUUCUUUCUCUCUUUGUUCCUCUCAUGAUCUCUCCAUUUACUUAAUCCUAUCACCAACAAUUCACCACUUUACCUCAACACACAGAGACACCCAUACCACUAUUAUAAGCAAGGAUCAUCACAGAACAAAAACCCCAUGUCAUCACUUCCAACGUCGGAGCAGUUUUCCACCGCAGAAAAUGGCGCCAAUACUACCAACAAAAGAAAGAGAAGACCCGCCGGAACACCAGAUCCAGAUGCGGAGGUGGUUUCGCUGUCGCCCAAGACGCUAUUGGAAUCGGACCGGUACGUGUGCGAGAUCUGUAACCAGGGGUUUCAGAGAGACCAGAACCUGCAGAUGCACAGGAGGAGGCACAAGGUGCCAUGGAAGCUGCUCAAGAGAGAGACGCCGGUGGUGAGGAAGAGGGUGUUUGUUUGCCCGGAGCCGACAUGCUUGCACCAUGACCCUUGCCACGCCCUCGGCGACCUCGUCGGAAUCAAGAAACACUUUCGCCGGAAGCAUAGCAACCACAAGCAAUGGGUCUGCCACCGCUGUUCUAAGGCCUACGCCGUCCAGUCCGAUUACAAGGCACAUCUCAAGACCUGUGGCACUCGCGGCCAUUCCUGUGAUUGUGGCCGAGUCUUCUCCAGGGUGGAGAGCUUCAUCGAACACCAAGAUGCGUGCAAUAUGGGGCGACUCCAGUCGGAGGGGCAGCCGCAGCAACCGGCGUGUCUAUCUCGAACUGCAUCGAGCCCCAGUCCGUCAAGCGAGACCAAUUUCAGCGCCGGUCCGGCCUGGCCUCCACCUGGUCUGGUGAUGACAAAGCCAAACGCGGAACCCACAUUCUUGCAGAACAAUAACCCUAUUAUUGCUCAUCAAACCUCGUCCAAGACCAACCAUCAAAACAACAAGCUCUACCCCAACCUGGACCUUCAGCUCUCAACCGCCACGCCGCCCAACGACGUCGCAAGAGACGACACCCAUUCGACCCAGUUACAGCUCUCAAUUGGGUCGUCGGACCUGAGCGACAAGAACGAAUCAAAUAGGACGAAUUCAUCACCAAAGGAGAGCAGUAACAGCAGCGAUAAGCCGCCGGGUGCGGUGGCGGCGCUGAUGGUGGAGAAGGCAUACGCGGAGGAGGCAAGGAAAGAAGCCAAGAGACAGAUGGAGGCGGCGGAGCAAGAGUUCGCGAACGCCAGGAGAAUAAGACAGCAAGCUCAAGCUGAACUGGAUAAAGCAUUCGCUUUGAAAGAGCAAGCGAUUAAGCAGAUCAAUUCAACUAUGCUUCAGAUCACAUGUCAAGCUUGUAAGCAACAGUUUCACCAGCAAGCUCAAAAAUUAAUAACGGAAGGUGGCCAAGUAUUAGACCACAACAACAACAACGGGAAAGAAAACCAUCACUAACUGAUAUCGAAACAUAUAUCAUCUCUCCCAAGUCUGGUUUUUUCUUCUUCUUUUUGGGUCUUACCCUCAUUAUAUAUCUUUGUGAAUUGGUAUACCGAGUAAGAAGUGAUGAUGUGAUUAUUGUGUACGUGGGAUUAGUGGGGUGUUUAAGUUUUUAGUUAAAUUCGGCACUACUACCAGCCAGCAGACUAUAAAACUAUGUUUUAAGGGUUUUGCUAGAAAGCUUUUCUUUUCUGAUCUUCCCCCCCCCCCCUUUUGUUUGUCUUUUCUAGCUAUUAUAUGGAUAUGAAUAUGAAUAAUCUCUAGCUCUUUGAUCUGUUGGCAGUAGUAAUGAUGAUAUGUAUUUUAUAUCUUGUAAUGAUCAGGCUGUUUUUACUCGAUCACUGCAUUGAAUGCACGAGAGAGUCUGAGAAAA